Tripterygium wilfordii is the source of this 2614-nucleotide messenger RNA. RefSeq names its product lipase-like PAD4. Lineage: Eukaryota; Viridiplantae; Streptophyta; Magnoliopsida; Celastrales; Celastraceae. The coding region runs from base 578 to 2524 and encodes 648 amino acids. Gene Ontology annotation, biological process: lipid metabolic process. The transcript is spliced from 3 exons. The record is from RefSeq and is a predicted model, not a curated record.
CUGUCUUCCUUAUUGCAGCAGGUCCCCAUUGAAAUUGAUUUUCUUCUUCGCUAUCGUUUCGGCGCCUCCCAGUACUCCGGUUUCCACACCAUGACCGGACAAAGGGUUUCACAUGCUAUUCCGGUCUCCAUGUCUCGCAGUGAUUAGUGUUUGACUGGCAAUUACCCUUAGAUCGAGAACGGUAAAAACCCUAGUUAACGGUCAAAAAGACGAUCACCGGAAUAGGGAUCUGCAUAAUAAAUUCGUUCAGUUCAAGCUAUGUGGGAUCCACCCUAUACCGAGGACUUCUGGUUGACUGUUCCUUUCAGUGGGCCUCGUCAUUCAACCUGAGGUCUUGAACCCAAAAUGGGCCCCCCCUCGUACAUGCAUAGUCUACAUUAGGAAUCGAUUUGUAACCUUUUCUCCUAUAUUAGGAGGUGGUUGGUUAUCUCUGUGCAAGACAGAUUUUGAAAUGUUGUUGAAAUGAAGAUUCCUUUCUUCACAACUUCUUCUGUGUUUUCUCUGCAAACCUUCUUCUAUCUGUGUUCUUGUGCAGAGGUUGAGGUUUGAACGAGGCUGAAGCUAUCAAUAAUUCAAUAUGGGGGUUGGGUGGUGCAGCUUUGAGAGCAGUGAAAUGUUUGCGAGUUUUCUAGCAUCGACGCCGCUGUUAGAGGAGUCAUGGAGGCUAUGUGAUCGUGCCAAUGCGAGUCUGGGGCAAGCUUUUGUGAUAGAACAGGUCGGGAGCAGAGUUUAUGUUGCCUUUUCUGGUGUGCAGUAUUUGAUUCAGGGUUUAGAUCCGAGUUUCGGCAACUUGGUUUCGCUGGAUAGUGUGAGUGAGGACUUUUUAGCUCCAUUGCAUUACCGGAAUGAAGGGGAGGAACCUGUGAUGGUUCACGCUGGGUUGUUGCAUCUCUUCCUCUCCUCCUACCCAACUUUCAAAACUCAGAUGUCGACCAUACGAGAGAAAAGCAAAUCCAUUGUCAUCACAGGCCAUUCCAUUGGAGGAGGAACAGCCUCUCUUGCUGCUCUAUGGCUACUUUCAUUGCUCCAAUCAGAGUCUUCAUCCCUCUCAGUAUUAUGCAUCACCUUUGGCUCUCCACUGCUAGGUAACGAGUCUCUUUCUCGUGCCCUUGCUCGAGAAAGAUGGGGUGGGAACUUCUAUCAUGCUGUCUCAAAACAUGACCUAAUGCCAAGACUUCUGUUUGCUCCAUUAGCUUCUAUCACCUCUCAGUUACAUUGUUUGUUACAAUUCUGGCACUUGUCGAUGCAAUCUCCGCAAUAUAGGCAACUUGCAGACCAAUUAAACAGUGGAGUUGCUCCCCAAAUUUUUGACAAUGUAUUGGCCUACUUGGGAUGGUUAACACAAGCUGGGGGAUCAUUGAAAAGCUUGUGCUCGCCAUUUGGGAACUUCUUUUUCUGUUCUGAAGAGGGUGCAAUAUGCGUAGAAAAUGCAGCAUCUGUUAUCAAGAUGAUGCACUUAAUGUUGGUCACAAGUUCUCCUAUAUGUAGCAUUGAGGAUCAUCUUAAAUAUGGAGAUUAUGUCGGUAAAAUUUCUUUGCAGUUCUUGAAUAAGACGAACUUCAUGCAAGGCGACCUCCCUAAGUCGAGCUACGAAGCAGGGGUUGCAUUGGCAUUACAGUCAGCAGGGAUGCUUAACCAGGAACCAGUUGCAAGUCGAGCAAAGGAUUGCCUGAAGAUGGCGAGGCAAAGGGGUACGCCAAGUCUGAACUGUGCAAACUUGGCCAUUAAAUUGUCCAAAAUAGAUCCUUAUCGAGUUGAGAUAGAAUGGUACAAAGCAUAUUGUGAUUCGUCCGACGAUCAACUAGGUUACUACGAUUCCUUCAAGCUAAGGCGUGCCUCAAAAAGGGACUCAAAAGUCAAUAUGAACAGGCACAAGCUUGCUCAGUUUUGGGACAAUAUAAUCCGCAUGUUGGAUAAAAAUCAACUGCCUCAUGAUUUUCACAGGCACCGAAAAUGGGUAUAUGCUUCUCAGUUCUAUAUGCUCCUGGUUGAGCCAUUGGAUAUUGCAGAAUAUUAUCGAACGCGAAUGCAUCAUGUAAAGGGGCAUUACAUUGAUCAUGGAAGGGAGAGGAGGUAUAAGAUUUUCGACAGUUGGUGGAAAAACAGAAAGGUGACAGAUGAAGAAAACAGCCAGAGGAGUAGGUUUGCCAGCGCGACUCAGGACACAUGCUUUUGGGCAAAGGUGGAAGAAGCUAGAGACUGGCUUGACAAUGUCAGAAGUGAGCGUGAUCCAAGGAAGCUGGCUGUACUCUGGGAUUCUAUCGAUCGCUUUGAAAGGUAUGCAAUGGGAUUGGUCGAAAGGAUGGAGGUUUCUAUGGAUGUUCUCGGGAAGAAUUCAAGCUUCACUUUGUGGAUGGAAGAUUAUAAAAGAUUGAAAUCCCAGAUGAGUCAACUGCGUUGGAGAAAAUUGAAGAUAUCGUGUUCAUUUGCAAUUCGUCUGAAGCACGCAAGCCACAAGCUGUUCUUAAAGGUAGAUUCCACCUCUCGGAAAAAAGAAAUCGGUGCAACAGGCUGUAGUGGCUAACUCACAGGAUACAAGUUUAUAAGUUAUGAAAUAAGGUAGUUGUAAACUGUAAUAUGUGGCAUUUGGUUCAUGGGAGUUGCUGCAAAGAAA